AUGGCGCCGGGGCGGCGAGGGGGUGGUCGUGACGGCAGCAGGAGGUGGUGCCGGAGUGGGGCCGCGCGGACGGGCGCCGGGCACGGAGCGCUAGACGCAGCCAGGGGGCGCGGCCACGCGCGGCGCACGGGCGCGGGCAUCUCCGGGCGAAGGGUUCGUGCGGCGUGGGGCUCGGGGCGGGUUACGACCGGUCAGGGCAGGGGAAGGGACCGCGCCUGGGCGAGAGGAGCGGGACAGCGCCAGCGCGCACUGGGCGCGGCGUGGACGGCGAUUGCGGGGCCGUCGGGCGGGGCCAUGGGCGUGGCGACGAGGCGAGCCUACGCGGGCGCGUCGCUGGCAGUAGCAGCACGGCAGGUGCGAGGCGCUGGUAGAGGGAAAGGGGAGGCCGUGGGCCUCACCAGCGGUGGAGGGAAGCGGGGGCGGCGUGGCUCGAGGAGGCCGGUCGGGGAUGAGGUCGAGGUGGGCGUCCGGCGGCGCUGGGUGAAGCAGAGGCGGGGAACGGGGCGGUCCUGCGAUGGAGAGGCGGGCGUCGGGGUGGCGCCGGGGACGCGCGCCGGCGUCAGGCAUCGGGGAGGCGGGCGCAGUCCGGUGGGGAGGAAGAUGGGGAUGCGGUGCAGGAGGUUGGGAGCCACGAGGAGGAGGCCGGGGUGGCGGUGCUCGGCGCCGGCGGGCGGCGGCCUCAGGGGAGCGGCGGCUCGGGUGCCCGCUCCACCGGGUGUGCGUGCGUGCGUGUGGCGGCGCGGGUGA
Aegilops tauschii subsp. strangulata is the source of this 747-nucleotide messenger RNA. The record is from RefSeq and is a predicted model, not a curated record. NCBI's taxonomy places the organism in Eukaryota, Viridiplantae, Streptophyta, Magnoliopsida, Poales, Poaceae.